UUGCUUUCCAUGAGUUCUUCAGUUCCGCUGGAAAUGUUCUCGUAGUGUGGCAUGUGAAAGCUUCGCCGAAAGGAGUUACAUAUCUUGUCUUCGUGGACGACAUUUUUGGACUCAUUUUCAUCAUUCACCCAAACUAUUAAAUAUUAAGGUAACUAAAACAUGUGCCCAAUGAGACAUCCACUUUGGAUGCUAAAUCGCUUUUAUCCCGCAUCACCAAAAACGAAAAAAAAAAACAAACAAUUCAUUUAUACACUUUAAUCGAAUUCUAUUGAGCGUUCGGUUGGCAUUGAUCGUUGAAAAAAGAGACAUGUUUCAUCAGCCUCCAAAAGGAAAAGUUUACUCAUGCAAGUUUAAUGCAGGGGAUGAGUAUGUCAUAUUCGUCUGCGAGCGGAUCGCGUGUUCAAUCUAAUCAACAAGCUUUCUUUUUAUUCCUUGUCGCGCCGUCGGGAUGGAAAUAAAGUAGUAUCGUAUAAGACACAGGAAAGGCGCGACAUGGGUCUUUCCUCCUUUAAAAAAAAAAAAAAGAAAAAAACAAGGACGCAAAUGCAAUUUGAAUCGAUCAACUGAAGAACCGGAAAUAAAUGUGUGAGGGAGAAGAAAGAGACUCGAGCUCAAGUGUUCCUUUACUCCCUCGACUGCUCUUUCUUUGUGUGCCCAACGAGCUGUAGAGAUAAAGAGCUAGCGUGGUAGCUUGCGCGCGGUUUCUAUUGGGUAUUGCUGUUUCCGUUGAUCGCUUCCGCUGAUGGAAACAUGUCCCUUCUAUGUCCUCCACAAUAACAAGCGAAAACGACAAAAAUAAAGAUAAGAAGAGGAAGAAAAAAGAAAAAAAGAACUGGAUGGAAAUCCUUUUUCUGUUUGCUAGUUGUAUUGGUUUACUUGCUCGAAAAACUCGACUGCUCGAUUUAUACGGGGAAAAAAAUUAUUAUGUUUUCUUUUCUUCCUCCCCUUUUUUUACUUAGUUUAUUUUUUCGCCCCUUAGCUCCUUUCAUGUCGUGCACUUUUUUUUUUGUGUGUCUCUCGUCCCGCACCCUUUUAUUUUAAAUCUGUAUGUGCGUGUGCAUGGGUCUUCGAGAGAGAAGUGAAUUGAUUGUAUUCGCUGUGGGAAAAGUUUGUUUUGUGUUUGGGCCACAGGGGGAAAAGAGGAGUUUUCCUCAUUUUAGGCCUUAUUACAUUGUUGUGCGUAUGACGUCUUUUUUCUCCAUUUUUCAACGGCACAACAAAAAAAAAUUAGUUUGACUUUGCUUCUGGUUCUUUUGCGAAUUGACGGCUCCACAGAUGUAAUUACUUCGAAGCGGGAGAAACUCGGGAAUCCAAUUCAAUGUUCCAAUGAAAAAUUCUGGAAAAAGAAAGACUGACAACUAAAGUGCCGGUAAAGGUAUGUCAGACGCGUGGAAUGAGCGACUGCUUGUUUGCAUGCAGUAACCCUCCAAUUACAUCCGUGGAAUGGAUCCGGUCUCACCGACGUUUUCAUCAUCGAAUCCACUUGUGCAACAUUCCAUACCAUGAGUGGCAACGUUGUUAAUAUUAUCCCUCUUCUACUUGUUUUGUUUGUUUUCUUGUAUUUUUUUUUUCCCACCAAUUUUUUUUCUUUUUCGCCAAGAUGAUAGAAACAAGAAAAAGAAAACUUCCAGGGUUUGCACCAUCAUCCCUACUCGGAUGACGAGAAGUGUGUUAGCUUCGGUUCGUUAUUGGGCGUGUUUGUUAUAUGUGACUAGAGCGCUUGUCACCAACCCACUUCAACCGGCGCGGAGCUCUUCAGAAAACUAUUUGGAGAGAAAAGAGAGACGGAGGGCACUCAAUCGCAAGACGCGGGCCGUACACACGAAGGGCGACGACAAUGCACACACAUCAACUCUCGUUUGAUUUCUCUUCUUUUCUUCUCCAUCUUCUUCUUUUUUUUUUCCUUUCUAUUUAGCCCGUGUUCAGGCGACGUUCUAGUGGUGCUGCUUCUCCUGUUUGGAUACAAUAGCCGUACUGAUUUCUUGCCCUUGUGUAUCUGUGUGAGUGUGCGUUGAGAGAGAGUGAUUUCUCUUCCGUGAAAAAAAGGAAAAAGCGCUCCCGAAAGCGCGGGAUGCUGAGCUACGGAAGAAGGGAAUCCCAUAAAGGCCGCGGCACGAAUUGAUCGACCGACAUCACUCACACGGCGCCGCUUGGUGUGAAGGGGAGGAAACGAAGUGGAGAGCGACAACGCGCAAAGAAAAAGAAAACUCAUAUUGUGCACAAGUGAAAAAGUAUCAAAGUUUAACACACACAUAACAAAAAAUGAAGAAGAAAAUCUCAAGCCCUUCGUCCGUCUUCAUCGUAGUCUCUUCCGUCAUUCUCUACGUCAGCUACAAAUGUGACGCUCUGGUCAUCACGCAGAUGGUCGUACCCAGUCACGUACAACGCGGCUCAGAUUUGGUACUGCGAUGCCUCUACGAUCUCGACGGUGAUUCGCUCUAUUCGAUCAAAUGGUACAAGGGCUCUCACGAAUUUUUCGGUUACGUGCCUAAGGAAACGCCACAAUUCAGAGUCUUCCCUUGGUCAAAUUUCACCGUACACUACGACGAGCAGGAAAUAGGAAAAGUUCACUUAAAAGCCGUGACUCGCGAAGCCGAGGGCAGAUACAAGUGCGAAGUAUCGACCGAGGGCCCUCAUUUCAAUACCGACUACCGCGAAGACAAUCUCACUGUUUACGAUAUCUACAGCGACGGACCGCUAAUGGUCGGCCAUCCUACCAAUGAUUUGAAGCCGGGCAACCAACUCCGUUUCACCUGUUCAUUUCGCAAAUCGAGACCUAAACCGAUUCUUUCGUGGUUCGUUGACAGUCAAGAGACGAUCAACAAAGUAGAAUCUCGCUACGUCAUGGAAUCUACCAUGUCCUCGGACAAGAAGAACAGUAACGGAAGCGGGCUGGAAUUGUGGUCGGCCGAAUCGGAAUUGAGCAUCUGGCCAUCGGCCAGGCAGUUGGAAAGAAAAUUUCUUAACGUGGCCUGUCGGGCCAUCGUUCUCAACGAAACGGUCUACCAGCGAGUUGCAUCGACCAACGUGACGACAACGUCGGCGUUGACCGUUCAACUCCAACAGCAGGUGCAACGCUCACGCGUGUCAUCAACCUCUUCUUCCAGUAUGUCACCGGUUAAUUCUUCCGGCCAGCAACAUCAAGUCUCCGCCUCAAUGGCGUCUUCCCAUCACAGCCGCGAUUCCUAUUCACUUUCAGCCGCCAACAAAGGCCGAGGAGGUUCCAGCAACGCCCGUCCGAUCCUAGUCCUUUUGGAAUUAUGGCUCUUUGUUGUUGGUCUGAGUGCCGCCCUACUCAGUUGACGUGACGUGGUCGUCGACGCAUGGCAUCUUCGCCCAUAAUAAUUUGUUUUUCUUUUUUUGUUUUUCCCAAUUUUUUUGGGCUGAAUGGGUCAGCCUGCCGUACACAAAAACCACAAAAAAAAAAAAAAAAAGGGGGGGGGGGAUAAAAAAAAAAUGUUGAUAUUUAUUUGACUUAUGUUGGAACGGAGCCAGGGUUAUCCCGCCGAUAUUCGUUUUCAAUGUUUACUUACUUUUUUUAAAAUGCUUGUUUGGGUCUCGUGUUUCCAUUAUUCGUUUAUUUUUUUUUCUUGUGUCAUCUGAUUUUUCGUAUCUAUUAAUUAAGUUUUUACCUCGUUGCCAAAGAUAUACAUACACCUACAUAAUAUAUAACGUAUUUUUUGUUUGCCCCGAUUAUCUAGUAACCCCUGUAAGCUAAUCAGAACGAUGUUCAGUAGUUCAACUGAAGAAACGAAAUUUUUCCAUUCACUCUCUGAAACUAACCUUAAGAAAAAAAAAAAAAAAAAAAAUACGUAUCUCCCUGCCGUUCUUCUUCAAUCCAAUUGUCAUUUCGUUGAAUUAUGUAUCAAUGUUUUUAAUGCGAGAAAAAUUUCCCUGCUGCAUAAUUAAUACCCGCUCUCCCUGUAAACGCUCUGUAUUUGCCUCUUUGUCUAUACAUCAACAACAAAGUACUUGCAAUGAUGACGAUCAAAUCCAAAUCAUUAAACGGUUGAACGUUUGGGCUCAACACAAAAACUCAUAUAUAUAUAAAUAUAUAUAAUUGUAAUGUAUGUCAUUUGUAAUCGGCUGUGUACCACUAUUAUUAUUGUACGGCCAGUCUCGCAAGAUAACGGGGGGAAAAUGGGGGGACUUUGAGCUGAUGGCUCUUUGCUGCUACUGUGAAAUUGAGAGAGUUUGUAAUAAUACACGCAAGCGUUGCGCUCUAGGCGGGGCUUCAUUUAUCUCCA
Daphnia magna is the source of this 4247-nucleotide messenger RNA. RefSeq lists its product as uncharacterized. Bases 2263 to 3303 code for a protein of 346 amino acids. The record is from RefSeq and is a predicted model, not a curated record. Lineage: Eukaryota; Metazoa; Arthropoda; Branchiopoda; Diplostraca; Daphniidae. The transcript has 9 exons.